UUUCUUGGCGAUGGCCUCUUUGGAAUAUUUUACCCUCAAGUCAUCGGAUGACGCGGUCGACGGGCUGGAGCGGUUUCCUUUGACGUCUUGAUUAUACCCUGUUAACCACAAGAUGGAACCCUCGGCGUAACAACCCUACAGCCCCGCAACCCUUCGACUCACUGAAUACCUCUUUCGCAAAAUAAUCUCAACCCACGUUCCGCCGUUUACACGCAGCUGGAGAUUAUUGGAAAAUUUUCAAUUUCAAAUUAGCGCUUCACAGCUGUCAAAUGGUUUUCAAAUUUUCUUAAAGAUCUUUCAUAAUAUUUUGUCUCUCAGUACUUACGUUGGUAAUAAAAAUGAUAUUGUGUCUUGCGCUAGGAAGUAUUGAAGAAUUCAAAUCUCUUACUUUUACUUUUUAUUCUUCAAAGAACAAGCCACCUUGCUGUCUACUCGGAAUAUUUUUCUUUUAAUUAUAAUAUCACGAGUCCAUCACUUACGUAACGCUGUAAUUAACGACUCUUGAAAUUUUCUAAUGUUCCUAGCUACGUCACUGUCCCGAUGCUCGAUUCUUCUUGUGUUGUUUAUGCAGCGUCCAGCCGUCAUUCGUUCAUUUGUUUCAUCGAGUCAGUGCAUCGCUAAGCGAUCUUUCGUUGAUAAUAAUCCAAGCACGUUUUUCCCACCGUGAAAAUCGCUUUUAACAUUUCUCCAGAGAUUGGAUCUGCUUUUGCCAUUAUAGAGACCCGCCUGGAGACUCAUUUGAUCCCAACCGCCUGUAACACGACAGAUUUUCAUGUUCUUCGCUAUCUCUGUAAGUUUCCUUUUUUUUUUUUAGUCUUACCUCUUACGUUCUUCCUCGUAUCCGAAGGAUAUUCCAACACGUAUAGGCGAUAAACUUUGGGAAUUUUAAUGGGACUUUUGGAAUUUUUUGUAAUUUUAUCUUGACCUGUUGUCACGCGCUGUUAUUAAUGGCUGCACGUGACAAUAAGGAAUGUUGGUGGUAUUUGAAUGUUUUUUUUUUAAUUAGGAAACUGAUUUUUUCAUUAAUUACAACAAGUAAUAAUGUCGACUUCCAAUCCUAUGGAGAAUGAGAAAAAACGACUGAGAAAUCAAUUCAGUAAGGAAGAACGUUCUCAGCUCCUUAUGAUAAUGAAGGAGUACAGUUUACUAUUGGAUGACAAGAACUUGUCGAUUUUGAGCCGAAAGGAGAUUUGGGAAGCGAUUGAGACGAGAUUCAACAAGGGCGGACAUUUUGCCAGGACUUCGGCACAAUUGAAAAAAUAUUGGCAAAAUUACAAGUAUCACAAUAAGAGAACCAGAAUUAUACAGAGGGAUAAUCCAAAAAGUCUGAGUCCCAUAACAAAAAGGGUUAUACAAAUUAUGGCCGAAGUCGAUCCUGAAGAAUGGGGUCAAUACGGGAUAGUCGCUGGUUUAACUCCAUCCAAGAGUUUGAAUGCCUCGGUGGAAAGCCAGACUGUUCGGUUAAAAUCCAAAAUUACGAAAACCAAUAACCAGGAUAUCUCUUCCAACGUAAUAUUAUCAAGUAGCGAAAUUUUCGAAAAUAGUGUCACGGUCUCUCUAAUAUGUCCUGAGAAUUCAGGAAAUUUGAAAAAUACCAGUGGCACCGUCAUUCCUGGUCAACCCAUAAUUUCGACUCCAAAAAAUAACGAAAAUUCCGAAAAUUUAACAAAAUUUGAAAAAACCCAAAAAUCAUCGUCGAGGAGCCCUGGCAGGGAAAAAAUGAAGAAAAUCGAAAACUUGGAAAUAAAAUGCAACUCAUCGUGCCAAGUAGCAACGGUCGAAUGCGCAAAUGACUUUUCGAAAGAUUUCGAAAAAAAGAAAAAAGCGCAGGAGCUUAGGGAGUUCCUUGAAAAGUUCUCAUCGUUGGAAGCUUCGGCUCGUAGACGAGUUCUUCAGGAAGUCAAUGAAAUAGUGGAGUCUAUGGAGGUGCCAGAAGCGGAUUCAGAGACCGGAAGUAAGGAUCGGAAUUGGGAAAAAAUAAAAAACUUCAAUCCCAUUAAGGAAGCUGCUAGGAAUUCCCCGAGGGAAGAUAUAAUGGCAAUGCAGUUAAUUUUGAAGGACCUAAGGUCCAUGGAAAGCCAAAAAAAGGAUGGAAAUACCGAAGAAAUUGACAGAUGCAUUUUCAAGUGUCACAAGGAGAAUUCCAAUGAAGUAUCGAUUAAUUCUCUUACUGAUGCUGAAGUCAAGGAAACUGGUGGGUGCAAAGAUAUUAAAGCUGAAUCUGUCGAGUGGCAACGUAAAUUUAAUGCGGAAAUCGAUAACACAAACCAAUCGGUAUCAAGCGAAGCUUUUGGCCAGGAUAACGACGGAAAGGAUAUUGCGGAAGCAGGAAGGCAAAAUCUAGUUUCUCGAAAUUCGAUAAAACUUCUUGGAGAUACGAAACAGCACGACGCUAAAUACGAACUGGACCAUCGUUUGGAACUUCAGAAACUCGAGACCGAGGAGAGUCGUUUGAAGUUAAAGGUAUCGGAAUUGGCCAUUCGUGAAAUCCGUUUGCGAAUUCAAUCCCUCGAGGAGGAGAGAAAACGAGAGAGAGAAUUGCACGCGUUGCGAUUGGCUGAAGUAUCCAGGAGAACUUACCUGGAAUGUCAUCAAUUUACUGGAACCCAUUGAAGAAAUUGUUUGUUGGCAUGCAUCGUGUUGU
This is a messenger RNA of Cephus cinctus (wheat stem sawfly), 2644 nucleotides long. RefSeq lists its product as uncharacterized. The record is from RefSeq and is a predicted model, not a curated record. NCBI's taxonomy places the organism in Eukaryota, Metazoa, Arthropoda, Insecta, Hymenoptera, Cephidae. The coding region runs from base 1042 to 2613 and encodes 523 amino acids. The transcript is spliced from 3 exons.